Messenger RNA from Anisakis simplex (herring worm), 720 nucleotides. Lineage: Eukaryota; Metazoa; Nematoda; Chromadorea; Rhabditida; Anisakidae. The record is from the annotation of a GenBank genome assembly.
CUUGUAACGUCAAUGAAAUGGGAUAAAGACGGCGACAUUCUUGCGUUAACGAAUGACAAAACAACCGCUGUAACACUAUGGGAGAUUGGUACUAAAAAAACCGAACUUCUUGAUGCAAAUAUGGGCAGCAAGUUACGAAUUAGUGAUUCUUAUAGAGAAUCACCAACGUUCAUGGCAUGGUCGCAUAAAUCACCGAUUCUGGCUGUUGGUAACAAUAAAGGAAACCUUAUGAUCUACAAUCAUCGCACUUCAAGAAAAGUACCAGUUUUGAGUAAGCAUCAACGAGCGAUAACUUGUGGUGCGUUCUCAGACGAGGAUUUGCUAGCGCUGGGUGCUGAUGACACCUCAAUAACAGUCAGUAAUAUGGAUGGCGAUUCUGUGUAUUCAUUCACGUGUAAUUCAGAUCCAUCGCUGCUACAAUUCAGCAAUCUGAGACAUCCAGUUGAGAAACCUUUAAAAUCUGACCCUAUGCUAAGCGCGAUUCUCGGCAAGAAGAUUAUGAUGUUGGUGAAUCUGAACGAUUCAGAGAAUCCAAUUAAUCUGCAGUUUCAGGCACGAUACGGUGACAUUGUUUCAUAUGUUUGGUUUUCAGAUGGUUAUCUUCUGAUUGGUUUCGAUAAAGGGUUUGUUGUUUGUAUAUCAGCGCAUGCAUCUGAAAUUGGACAGGUGAUUGUUUCAACCGAGUAUUCGAUCACAUCUCAUUCGAUCACAUCUUAUUAG